This is a messenger RNA of Eucalyptus grandis, 2383 nucleotides long. Its product is annotated as protein CHUP1, chloroplastic. The record is from RefSeq and is a predicted model, not a curated record. Gene Ontology annotation, cellular component: chloroplast outer membrane. The transcript has 6 exons. NCBI's taxonomy places the organism in Eukaryota, Viridiplantae, Streptophyta, Magnoliopsida, Myrtales, Myrtaceae. Gene Ontology annotation, biological process: chloroplast organization. The coding region runs from base 76 to 1344 and encodes 422 amino acids.
GGUAAGGAGGUCCUGACAUAACUAGUGUCACUGGUCCUGCCUCUUCUACAGGCGAAAAUAGACGACGCAGAGAAAAUGCCAAGAGAAGGCGAUGACUCAGAGAUCGCCUUGCUCAGGAUACAACUUGAAGCUUGUCUGGCAAGGAAUACUUCCCUGGAGAAAGAAAAUCAGGAGCUGAGGCAUGAAGCAGCACGCCUUAAGUCGCAGAUAAGCUCCCUCAAGGCGCACGACAACGAAAGGAAGUCCCUUCUCUGGAAGAAGAUACAGAACUCGCUAGAGAGCGAAAGUGCAUCUCUGCAGAAACCAACUGCUAAGAUAGUGGAACAUAAUUCGCCCACCCAGAACUUAUCUCCGAGACUGGCUUUUGCAGCUAAAAAGGAAAGAGAAGAAAGGAUCCCGAUUCCGCCACCGAAGCCUAAUGGUAAUCUUGCUUCCUUUAAAGAUGAGAAUGGGAAAAAGUCGCCAUCGGCACCAGCACCACCCCCACCGCCACCGCCAUCAAGAUCUCUUUCAGGGAUCCGAGCAGUUCGCCGUGUGCCGGAAGUGGUGGAGCUGUAUCGUGCGCUGACGAGGAAAGAUGCACGGAUGGAGAACAAAUCCAACCCAACAGUAGUACCCACAGUCACCUUCACUAGGAACAUGAUCGGAGAGAUCGAGAACCGCUCUUCUUAUCUCUCGGCUAUUAAAUCUGACGUGGAGAGGCAGGGGCAAUUCAUCAAUUUCCUAAUCAAGGAAGUGGAAUCGGCAGCCUUCAAAGAUAUGACUGACGUGGAGGCGUUCAUCAAGUGGCUGGAUGAAGAACUGUCGUCCUUGGUCGACGAGAGGGCGGUCCUGAAGCAUUUUCCACAUUGGCCCGAAAGAAAAGCAGAUGCCAUGAGGGAAGCGGCUUUUAGCUAUCGGGACUUGAGGAACUUAGAAUCCGAAGUUUCUUCAUUCCAGGACAAUCCCAAGGAGCCCCUCAUCCCGGCCCUGAGACGGAUGCAAGCAUUGCAAGACAGGUUGGAGCAAAGUAUUAACAACGUGGAGCGGAUGAGAGAGAGCACGAGUAAGAAAUACAGAGAUCUUCAGAUUCCUUGGCAAUGGAUGCUGGACACGGGACUGAUCGGUCAGAUGAAGCUGAGCUCGCUAAAACUGGCGAAGGAAUACAUGAAGAGGAUAGCUAGAGAGAUGCGCUCCAGUGAGUACUCACAAGAGGACAAUCUUAUGCUUCAAGGGGUUCGUUUUGCUUUCCGAGUUCACCAGUUCUCAGGUGGCUUUGAUGACGAAACCAUAGGUGCAUUUGAACUACUGAAGAUGGCUGGCUCGGGUUAUCAGAAACAACAAAAUAUAGCAACAGACUUGUAAUCAUAUGCAGUUGGCAGGAUACAGACUAGAGAAAGUCGAAGAGCGAGUGCUACACUUACAGAGAAAUAUCGAUGGUAAAUGUUCUCAACCGUGACAAAAUUGAUAUGGCGUCCUGGGGUAUCAUUUAUAAUCAUCUGAAACACCAGAAUUCUAUUUGAUAAUGAACAUUUGCCAACAUGCCAUAUCAAGUUACCCUGUAAUCAUAAAGCUAAUUGAAGAGUUAUCUCAUAUUUCCAUCCUAUAUCUCACUUUUAAGCUGUGAAGCUGUUUAUGAGUGGAAGAUAGUACAACUUUCUUUACUUGUUAUGUAGAUUUUAGUUUUGAGGGAUUUAGUUAAUCAUUACAAACACAUUGCAGUACUUAUCAUAGGGCAUUAGAUAACCUCCAGUGCAUUGUGAGACUAUCUUAGGGCAUGGUUGUUGCUGGAAUCUGCACGGUCCAUUGUUACCAGUCCCAAGUCCAAGAGCAAAGAGAAACUGCAAAAAGGCCCCGGAGUUUUCUCCUGUUAGCCCGUCUGAUGCUAAAGUUAGUCGGCACUCAUGGAGGAUGAGAGAGAGAGAGAGAGAGAGAGAGAGAAGGGCAGGGCUUCGUAGGAGAAUAAGGCAUACCACGAUUAGAUACCAUGUGCUUAGGAAAUGGACCUCAUUGUUUUAGCCAUGCUGCUAGCUAGGAUUCAAAUUCCCAUGGGGCCUUCCAGUGGGUGGUGGACUUAUUCUUGUAUCUCUGAUUCUUUUACACUCAAAAGAACUUCAUAUGUUUAGAGAGGUCCUGAUGCAAACUCCUGCAAGGAGCCAAAAGCAUAUACGGUAUCUCCAAAACUGGACUCCCCACCAAACUCUGAAAGAUUCAUCUACCAUGCUCAUCACAAGUAUGGAAUUUGCGCAUUUGGGAAGGUGGCGAGGCUGUUGCUGGGUCCUCAUCCUUAACCAGUUUGGCAAAGAACUGCUCAUAUAGCACGUUUAUGAAAUGAGAGCAGUUCUGUUGUUUAAGCUUCUGUUUGUUGUUUGUUGCACUCGGGAAUUCCUGUUCCUUGCGUUGA